Messenger RNA from Macrosteles quadrilineatus (aster leafhopper), 4482 nucleotides. RefSeq lists its product as uncharacterized. Lineage: Eukaryota; Metazoa; Arthropoda; Insecta; Hemiptera; Cicadellidae. Gene Ontology annotation, biological process: regulation of transcription by RNA polymerase II. Gene Ontology annotation, molecular function: protein binding; DNA binding. Gene Ontology annotation, cellular component: nucleus. The transcript has 5 exons. The record is from RefSeq and is a predicted model, not a curated record. Bases 47 to 1042 code for a protein of 331 amino acids.
AUUUCUAACCUUAAACAAGUAGUAUACAUAAGUCACAGAAAUUACAAUGACCGACAAUGAAGUGUGUUUGAGGUGGAAUGCGUUCAAAAAUAAUUUAAUGACUAGUUUGGAAUCAUUGUGGAAUGAAGAUGAAUAUGUGGAUGUCACAUUGUCCUGCGGAGGUCAGCAGAUCCAUUCUCAUCAAAUUGUCUUAUCAGCAAGCAGUCCAUUCUUUAAUGAAAUAUUCAAGGAUACAUGUGCCAUACAUCCAGUUGUGAUAAUUCCUGAUACAUCCAUCUUAAACUUAAAACAACUACUUAAAUUCAUGUAUACCGGAGAAAUAUAUAUAGAAGAAAAUAAUUUGGUUGAAUUCCUUCAACUUGCCGAGGACUUACAAGUUAGAGGUCUUUACGGACGGAAAUUCGAGUCAAAUGAGAAAGUACAGGUCGAUGAACCUGCUAGUAAAAUCUUGAAUUGCACUAAAGAGAAGAGCUCAAAGCGGAAGAAGUCGUCAAGUCACAACCAUGCGGAACAUAGCAAGCUGAUCAGGACAGAUCCUUCGUGGAUCAGCGAAAGGAUAAAGGAGGAGUUUGUCAAAGUGGAAGUGACAGAGGAAGAAGGUCCGGUGGUUAGUGACAGAGACAUGUCAUACGAUGAACUGCCAGAAGACUUGUCCAAUCCCGACCUGCCCAUGACAUCCAGGAGCGAACUUCAACCUGACUUUUGUAUUGGACCUCCCUAUCAGAACCUACCAUUUGCCGAGUUACUGCCGCCCCCGGACACUCUGGCGAUGUGGUCCAAGGGACGAUCCCUCGACCUGCUGGCCUGCGACCUCAUGAAAAUUCUGUUCACCACUCAGGAACGCAUCACGUGCAACGUCAACGGCAAAAUGGGCAAACUGCAGUUCAACGUCGACAAAAUCAACCUGAUCAAAGAAGUGAUCCACUACUUCAGCGGGUGUAGCGGUGAAAUCUUUGAGGAACAGUGGAAAGUGUGUGUGACCAAAAUAGACACUUCAAACCGUGGCCUCAAAAGAAAAUUUUUGUUGAAGGGUAUAAUAUAAAUGGUCGAAGUGUGAACGCGAAACUUCAAAGUUGGGUUUGUUACCCUUUAUAUUAAAGGAGUAUCGAACAAGUCCUGUCAACUUCUGUACCAUUCAGUAUGUUUAGUUACCGAUAAAUAGAUUUGAUAUUUUAAUAUUUCAUGUUAUUGCAAGGCAUGUGUUUGGUUAAAUUUGUUUGUUACAGUUUUAUUUUUGUGAAUCAAAGUUGUUUUUGUGGAUUUUAUUAUGCCUCGUAAUAUGGUUGAUAUAAUUUAGGGAACUUAGCAUGAAAUGUACACGACUUUUAGUGGAGCAAAAUUAUUUGUUUAAAAAUCUAUAGGCCUAAUGAUUUUAUGACUAGCAAAUUGGAGUAGCAAAAUCAGCUUGGACUUACUUGUUUCAACAAAUAUUUGUUGCUCCAAAGUAAUCUGAUUUUGGAGAAGGUUUUUAAGAUUUGUUGUUGUCCAUUCGGGCACCAGAUACUCAAAUACUUAACACUACACAACAGUUCUGCUAGAAACAAUAUUUAUACACAUUGAAGUUGUGUUUCUUGUACCAGGAUGGACUCUUUCCUAUUUGUAUGAUCCUGCUUAUCUCAACAAUUAUAAGUUAAUAUUACAAUCCAAUAUUGUAGGGCAUUGUCCCCAUGUUUACAUUAAUUAUUGCCAAGUGAAUCCAGUAACUUUAGCACUAAGCUACUCGACUCAAGUUUGCUUACUAAACAUAAUCUCCAUUUAGUUUUCAUUUUAAUAUGCCAUCAUAAGAUAAGUUUGUAACAGCAAAGGUAUUAAUACCAAACAACAAACUUUGUCUUUCUUCUGAUUUAAUUGUUUGCACAAACAAUUAAAGACCAUUUUGCUCCACUAUAGUUAGUGAAGCUGGUUUAAAUUGUUAACUAGGAUAGGUUAGGAAAUUGAAAUUGUUCUUGGUUUAGGAUCUACUUUUCAAGCUUAGUACAUUUGGGCAAGCUAUGGGGAUAGUAGAUAAAUCAACAGAGCUAUGUUUUACAAUGGUUUUACCAAAACAAACCUUCAACAAAUGUAAACUUGCCCUUAGUUUGUAUUUUUGUUCUAAAAUCACUUUUAAUCACAAAUAUUUGUAUAUUCCAAAUAUACAGGCCAUAUCGAAUCAAUCCUAUUUUUGAAUGAUUUUAUAGACAAUUUACGUUGCAUUCCAUUUUAGUUGUAAACCAAGCUGGGAAGUACACAGCUUACAGAAAACCUACUAGAAAAUAAACAACCAAGUUCCUAUUAGUCGUAUGAGUGUUUAGAUUAGCAAUAUCUCCGUUAUAGUUACUACAUAGUUAAAAGUAGUGCAUAGUUGUAAGGCUGUAUAAACAAAAUAUUGUGUAAAAAAUAAUGGACAUAAAUAUGAAGAUGGCCGGCCAGGUUAUGAAAUCUCUUAUGCUUGUUAAGAAAGUUUAUUAUGAUAGUUUAUUGUUGUUUUUUAUUGAAUAGAUCUAUUAUAGUUUUAAUUGCUGCUUACUCCAGAACGUACUAUGUCUUAGUUGUGCUUUGUUGAAGAUAUCUUGGCCAGCUUAUUUCAAUUGACUGUAAUGAAAAAUUGUGUAUCAAUUAUUGUUAUAAAGCAUUUAACUGCGUUUUAGAUCCAAUAUUGAAUGCUAAUCAACUUGACAUCAAAUUUUUAGUGUGUCCUAUUUUAUGUAUGCAGGUUUAAAAAUUUAGCCUAUAGAUCUCAGAGCCUUUAUCAAAAUAAAAUCAGAGUUGGUACGUAUUAAAACACAUAAACUUGACUCUAAACUCAAGUAAUGUUUUUUCUUGUUCAUUUUUUUCUCUGUUGGAUGUUGUAUGUUUUACAAUUCAUUUGGCACAACAAUUAAAUUAUCAUUACCCAUAAUGACUAUGAAGUAAGGGUGGUUACAAAUUAAAUAAACAAACUGUGUAAUUAAAUACAAAGUGUCUAUUUAAUUUGUAAUCACCCUGUAUUUUGUGUUGUUCAGUUUAAGUUUGCAAUUGAUCAUUUAGGUUGCAAUUUUAUUGUCAUGAACAUGACACACAAUACUUUCAUAAACUAAAAUUGAUUGUAUAACCUUAGAAAAUGAAUGAGUACUGUAUAUAUUAGUCUUUUGAUGGGGACUUUGUCAAGACAAACUUAAAUAUAUCUCUUUGAAUAACUUGUUAUUUAAACUGUAAUGAUUGCCAUUUCAUGACUUGCACCUUUCAAAUUCGAUUUGUCUAUUCCAAAGGAAUUUCACAAAGAUGGUGAAAUCUAAAAGUAGAUCAUUUUACAAUCCGGCCAAUGUUUUGUUUUAUCUGACUUUCAAAAGUCUAAAUGAAUAACUUUCCUAUACAUAAUGUAGACCUAAAUGAACUUUAAAAAAAGCCUGUGGCUGAUUAAGAAUGUUUUUUAACGGGGUAGGGACUUCAGUUAUCUUUUCUAAAAAAAUGUAAUUCAUGGGCUCACACAAAAAUUCUCACGACUACACUAAUAUCCUUAGGGUUGAGGACUUUGGGUCGUAGAUUAGCAUCCUCAGUUAAGAUUAUGUUUAAGCUAGCAGAAAAUGUUACAUCUUUCAAAAGAUCUACCUUUCCUUUAAGCAUUAAAAACAUACAAUAUACCACAAGUUAGUUCAGAUUAAUUUCCUCCUAUUACUAUUUUUGGAGUAUAAAAGCCUCCUUGCUUGAGUAUAUUUUGUGCCCUCAACUUAUUUCUUUUAAGAGUCAUUAUUUGAAUUUGUUACUAGUUUGAGUAAAGUUGCAAACAUUUAUUUGUGCCAUAAGAAAAUUUAUCUGACAUAUCCUUAUAUAUAAUACGUGAAUUAUCUUUAUUAUAUCAUCCAAACCUACUUGUGUUUGAGAAACUAAUCACAGUGAUUUUUAUUUGAAGCAGUUUUGCUUCACCAAUUUAGGUUAGGUAGUAGAAUACACAGAGACAUCACAUAUUAAUCAAAUUAUCUAUUUGUGAUAAACUUUAAAAAUAGUUACAAAACUAUAAAUUAAAGAUGAAAUACUAGAUAGUAAUUAAUUAAAUUAUAGAUUGUGUUGUGUUAUAGAGUACUGUCAUUGUGAUAUUGUUAAUUUAGGCAUUCCAGGAUAAUGUACACCCAUUGUCACUUAUUUGUUUUUCUACAGUAAUUAAAAAUUGUAUUACAUUUCUGGAAUAGGUAUAACAUACCGUUACAGUCCUAAAACAUAUAUUAUCAGUUUUUUCUUCAUUAUUUUUACUCUUUGAUUUUAAAUAAAAAAACACCGCAGGAAAGAUCAUAUUUUAAGUUUAUUUCUAACGUACACAUCACAUGAACAUGUUUUAAUUGUUUUAUCCAUAUGUUUAGUUAAAAAUGUUUAUACAAAUUUAUUGUAAGUUGGUUUUGUUUUGAUUCGUUGCACUUUAAGGAUAAAUAUUGAGUGUGUUGAGUAACUGUAUAUAAGAUUUUAAAAAUAUAGGUUGUUAGUUUAAUCUGGUGUUGGUGAUAAUUACAAAGUAUAAUAAUGUUAAUUGUU